CGGGUCAAUAUUUAGUUUUAUUCCUGGGUCGAUGUAAUCUUUUAUUGGUGAUGGAACGUGGGCUUUUGAAGCAGAGAAGAUGCGAGAUAGCAACGCGAUGUACCAUCGAUCCAGUCACUGUUCCCAGGAAUAAAUGUGUCCGUCUUUCACCAUCGAAAAUCCCAAAAUUUCACGCCUUCAGAUUGCAGCCCGGCCACAGAAACACGCCUCGACCCAAAGAUUCCGUUGCGAGUCCUGUGCUUUCCAGUCGAGAGCGGACAGUGUCAAAAGUGCCGCAGUAAGCCGGGCUCGCUGCGUCUCCUACCGGCUGCAGUAGCCGGCUGCGAGCGCUCUCUCCUCCUCUCCCUCUCUCUUUUAUCGCAAGCACUCAGGAUGCGGAGGAGCUCGUUCAGGAUUUCUGUGCAGCCACCCAGGACCCGUUUCCCUCUCCCGGAUCGUUGCUAGUCCGAGGUGAUUACUCCACACGGCACCAACUUUCCUUUGAACUGCACCCGGGCGAAAAUGAGCAGGAAAGGGUGUAACCUCGAACUGUUCCUGGUGUUGCUGGGAUUGGAGUUCCACGUCUCGGUCUCUUGCCCCCGACACUGUGUCUGCUACCCAUCUCCCAUGACCGUCACCUGCCAGUCGCAUGGGUUCACCACCAUCCCGGAAGGAAUUCCUGCCAACAGCGAGAGAAUAUUCCUCCAGAAUAACCGGAUAACACUUCUCCUGAGGAAUACCUUCAGCCCGUCCACCGUCACCCUUUGGUUGUACUCCAACAACAUAACCUUCAUUGACCCGGAGGCUUUCCAGGGAUUCAGCCUCUUGGAGGAGCUUGAUCUGGGAGACAAUCGAUACCUGAGAUUCCUGGAUGCUGAGACCUUCAAUGGUCUGGAGAGGCUUCACUCCUUGCAUCUUUACCGCUGUGGCUUGGCUUUCUUGCCCAAUGGAAUUUUUGAAGGUCUCCAUAACUUGCAAUACCUCUACCUGCAAGACAACCACAUCGAGUACCUCCAGGACGACCUGUUCCUGGAGCUGGUUAACCUCACUCAGCUCUUUUUGCAUGGGAAUAAGUUGUUGAGUUUGUCCCAGAACACUUUCAGAGGGCUGGUCAACCUCGAUCGACUCCUGCUCCACCAGAACAAGCUUCACUGGGUUAAUAAGCAGGCGUUUCACGAUCUCCGCCGCCUUACCAUUUUGUAUUUGUUCAAUAACAGUCUGAGUUUGCUUCCGGGUGAAUGUUUGGCAGAGCUUGGCUCCUUACAGUACCUCAGGCUGAAUGGAAAUCCUUGGGAAUGUAGUUGUAAGGCUCGAUCCUUGUGGGAAUGGCUACAGAGAUUCAGAGGGUCGAGCUCCAGUGUUACUUGUGAAUCCCCCAGGGAUGUACAGGGAAAAGACCUCAAGGUCCUGUCUGCCCAGCUCUUCAAAAACUGCACAAGCCCAGAUUCGCUUAACCAGAUCCGGACGAGCCCCAAGCAGCACCCCCACCACCCGGGCAAGGUCAGGCUGGGAGGGGGUCAGCCGUCACGGGGCACAGCCCUGGUCAAAGGUCAGAACGGCACGGGCCAGCGGGACGACUCGGCCAAGAACUACCUGGGAGAAGCGGCUCCAAAGGGCGCUGCUGACGGGCAGCUGGACGGGGCGUGGGGCAACGACUACCUACCGGACGCUGGCCAGAAGGAGCAAGGCGUCCACCCCUACCCGACCAGGCACAAGUCGCGGAUUAAGUGCACCCGCCGCACCCGCCUGGAGCUGCCACCCGGCAUCCAGCAGCCCUCCGGCAGGGGACUGAGGCUCACCUCUGGCUCCGGGUGGCUCACCUUCCUCCUUGCAUUGGUCCUUGUUGUCCGCUGAAACCCCCGCCUUCUCCGACCCACACCCCCACCCACCCCC
Molecule: messenger RNA, 1872 nt
Organism: Hypanus sabinus (Atlantic stingray)
Lineage: Eukaryota; Metazoa; Chordata; Chondrichthyes; Myliobatiformes; Dasyatidae
Product: reticulon-4 receptor-like 1
Exons: 4
Coding region: 502-1833 (443 amino acids)
Cellular component (GO): plasma membrane
Molecular function (GO): protein binding
Source: RefSeq, a predicted model, not a curated record